This is a messenger RNA of Phytophthora infestans T30-4, 675 nucleotides long. RefSeq lists its product as uncharacterized. The transcript has 9 exons. NCBI's taxonomy places the organism in Eukaryota, Oomycota, Peronosporomycetes, Peronosporales, Peronosporaceae. Bases 1 to 675 code for a protein of 224 amino acids. The record is from RefSeq and is a predicted model, not a curated record.
AUGCAGAAGCUCAAGAAUACGUGUGAAGCAUUAGAAGAACAGCUGGAUAAAGUACAAGUAGCGCUCGAAGAAGAACGCGAAGAAAAGUGCACAAUUUUGAAGAACCGACAAACAAAUCGAUUGUUGAUGGAGCUCCGAGAAGAGCGUGUGCAGAGAUUACAGGAUCUGGAAGAGAUCUAUGCAAAAGACAAGAGGCUGGAGGCUAUGACGACCGAAAUGUCUGCCGCUACACGAGGUAUCAUCCAGGUGAACGUAGAAAUCGCUCACAAAGAUGCGGAGCUGGUUGGUCUACGUGCCACAGCGAAAUGUAGUGCCAAGCUGCUACAGAAAGCUGAGCAAGACUUUCUCAUCACUCAUCAGGAUCUUGAAAGCACGCAGCUCAAGUUGCUGGACUGCAAACGUAAGUUAUCUGUCAAAGAUCGCGAGGUCCGCAUGUGGAUCGAGAGAUACGAACAAGUCAUGAUGGAUCUCCACGCUUCGCAAUUCCGCCUUACGCAAUUGGCACGAGACGCAAGCUCCAAGGAAGCAGCACUAACGCGAGGGCUCGCAAUAGACAUCGACAAUCCCGCGAAUGGACUUGCAAGUCUCCGUCCUCGUCCAGUGCCUUUGAUGAAGCCUGUUGGGCUACAUGAUCGCGCUCCAGCAUUUCAAAUAUGCAGCCAGCCUCUCGCUUGA